AUGGAGGAAAGGAAAGGAGAUGCUCGAGUCUCUGUCAUCUCCGGCCUUUUCUUCAUCUGCAUUAUUGCCGGCGGAGUACUUCUUUUCCUUUACAUGCUUCUACCUGAAGAAAAAUCCCAACCAUGGUUCCCCCCUGCAGGAAUGGUGCUUGUGGCUAUUCCAUGGGCGUUUUGGAUCACGACAUGCAUCUACAGAUGUUUUAGGCCCGCUGCUGCCUUGCAUACUGGGGACAGCGGUCACUAUGCCAAGGCAGGCAGCAGCCGGGCAGCCACCAUCCCCACCACAAGCGGCGCAUUGACAGCUGGCAUUGCAUCAUCAGCUACAGACUCCCCUGUUCAUUCACCUAAUGGUGACCGAAGGGUGCAGUUUGCCGCGGUGGUUGUAAUGGGGAACGAAGAUCAGGGUGGACACGGAGGCCAGAAUGGGAAAGACAACCAUCAUCAAGCCAUAGACAUGGAACAUCAUAAUGCGAUCAAUGAUUCAGUUGGUUCUAAAGAUAGUGAAAUGCCGUUGAGAUUAAUGGUUUGA
Molecule: messenger RNA, 528 nt
Organism: Pyrus x bretschneideri (Chinese white pear)
Lineage: Eukaryota; Viridiplantae; Streptophyta; Magnoliopsida; Rosales; Rosaceae
Exons: 1
Coding region: 1-528 (175 amino acids)
Source: RefSeq, a predicted model, not a curated record